Molecule: messenger RNA, 824 nt
Organism: Dipodomys ordii (Ord's kangaroo rat)
Lineage: Eukaryota; Metazoa; Chordata; Mammalia; Rodentia; Heteromyidae
Product: CMRF35-like molecule 2
Exons: 4
Coding region: 31-744 (237 amino acids)
Cellular component (GO): plasma membrane
Molecular function (GO): transmembrane signaling receptor activity
Source: RefSeq, a predicted model, not a curated record
CUGGCUGGGAGCGGCCAGGAAAGCAGGACCAUGUGGCUUUCCCCCGCCCUGCUCCUCCUCUGCUUCCGAGGCUGCUGCUCUCUGACAGGUCCUGGCUCUGUGACGGGCACCGAAGGGGGCUCCCUGCGUGUGCAGUGUCGGUAUGACGAGGGGUACAGGGGCUACAACAAAUACUGGUGCAAAGGAGAGCAUGACACAGCAUGUGAAAGUAUCGUUCAGACCCACGGGAAAGAGGAAGAGGUGAGGAGUGGUCGCGUGUCCAUCAGAGACAACGGUGCUGACGCCACCAUGGUGGUGACCAUAAGGGACCUCCGUGAAGAGGACGCCGGCCCUUACUGGUGCAAGAUCCAGACCAUAUGGAUCCUGGAUGAGUUGUCACGUGACCCUGCCGUGGCUGUUACCGUGUAUGUUUCCCCAGCCACCACCCCACUGGUAACGGCCACGUCCACCACCCCACUGGUAACUGCCAUUCAGAACCUCAGCAGCAAUAGUGUGUCUGCUGUCUACUCAUGGUCUCUGUUCAGCAGCAUUUAUGUCCAGAUCCUGAUUACCCUGAAGCUGCUCCUGCUCCUGGGUGUGCUCUGUGCCGUCGUCUGGGUGAACAGGGCUCAGAGAAUUCCCAGGCAAGAGAGAGUCGCUUACCUGGCACUCCAGAAGGCAGUCUUCGAUGACCUCCCCGUACAGCUGGGCAGCUCGUCAGACUACAGGGCCAAGACUUGGACUCUGGACAAAAUGCAGCCGUGAUGGAUUCUGGGAGCAGUUAUGGUUUCUGUACCUCCAGGGAGGAUAGAGAGGACAAUCCCUUGGUGUCCUCAGCCUGGGAG